AUGCGGCGGCUUCACAAUGGAACUCAGCAUAGUACGGUCGAGCAGCCCUGUGAGCGUAUUGGUCGGCCGGUCAUCCUACAGGGGCUUCACGCCGAAGGUAGGCAACUAGGGAAUCUGCUAUCGGCUGGUUAUGAAAAUAGAUUCACUUCUUUGGCCAAGAAACAACAGCGGUCAGCCACGUCGAUCUCUAAGCUGCCAAUUAGUCAUAGCGCCUUGUUGAAUCGUGACAAGCCGCUGGGCGCUCAAGGUCGCAAUGCGGCCGCAACUAAUGUGGUGGGUUUGAGACGGGUAUGGACUAGGCUCGUCAGAUUGAAGCGCAAAGAAAUUAAAUAAUGUAAUGUUGGUGGCCGCUGUAGUGUGAAUGCUAUGGAUGCGUUUCGGACUCAGCAGGUUCCAGCUGAUAGCACGCCCCUGUCACUUGAUCCGGUAGCUCCCGCACCACGGGGUUCUAGGGGUGUCGACGUCAACGAGGGGUUGCUCUGCGAGGAUGACGCGUCGCGGAGAGGGGGUGGGGGCGGUAGACAACGGGACGAGGGUGAAGAGAAGGGGGUGGCGGAUGCCGUGAAUUUAUGUGCUGCGCGGCGUCGUUGCCUGUCGUUCACAAUGGGAGCUGGGCCCGCCGCAGGUUUUGGUUGCAGUUCCGUAACCUUGGAAGUGUAUGGAGAAGUUGCCGACGAGCAGCGCCGCCAGCAGGUGAUGGUGCGCAGCCGCCGGCCGGCGCGCGAGGGAAGAUCCGCCCCUGGGCAAGCGGGCAAAGCGCCGCCGUGGCCGCCCCAAGUGCGACGAGUGCGAGGCCCAAGCCGAGCGACGGACGGCGCCAUGGCGAGCGCGUCGGAGCUGCUGCUGUUCCUGAACGCGUCGUGCGCGCCCUGCGCCGACCUGGGGCCGCCGCCCGACGCCAUCCUGCACAUCC
Molecule: messenger RNA, 913 nt
Organism: Gryllus bimaculatus (two-spotted cricket)
Lineage: Eukaryota; Metazoa; Arthropoda; Insecta; Orthoptera; Gryllidae
Source: the annotation of a GenBank genome assembly